Malania oleifera is the source of this 3277-nucleotide messenger RNA. Its product is annotated as scarecrow-like protein 6. The record is from RefSeq and is a predicted model, not a curated record. The transcript has a single exon. Gene Ontology annotation, molecular function: DNA-binding transcription factor activity; sequence-specific DNA binding. Gene Ontology annotation, biological process: regulation of DNA-templated transcription. Gene Ontology annotation, cellular component: nucleus. Bases 698 to 3106 code for a protein of 802 amino acids. NCBI's taxonomy places the organism in Eukaryota, Viridiplantae, Streptophyta, Magnoliopsida, Santalales, Ximeniaceae.
AAUUAAAAACAACAAAAAUAAGAAAAAAAAGGAUGAAAAAGAAAAGCAUUAAAUAAUAAAAAUAUCGAGAGAGAGAGAGAGAGAGAGAGAGAGAGGAUGAAGGGCACUUUACUACUUUUUUAUGUUGCACGCAUCCAUGGCAGAAAACAGAAGGGAUACAGAGCAGUGCAAGGACACGAAAGGGAAAGAGAUUAAGAGAAGAAGUUCAUCAAAGAUUAGCCAGAGAAGACGGAGAAGAGAAAGAGCAAGAGACAACUGAUGAGGCUAAAGAGAUACACAAAAAGUACUACAGCUUACAAUGUAGAAAAGCAGAAGGUGAUGAUGAUGGCGAUGAUGAUGAUGAUGUUUAUGAUGGAGAUGAGCUGUGUCUUGAAGUGGGUUUCUUGACUUGAGCAGGCAUUCGAUCGAUCAGUGCCCGUGGCCUGAGAGCUUGCUCUGGUUUGGCAAACUUGAGCUAGCUCGCGCAUGAAAAAUCUGUUCUGAUUUAGCUCUUCUUCGUCUAGAAUUACUUGAUUUUGUAUUUUGAGCUAAUUAAUACCCUUUGUUCUUUGUUCUUUGUGUUUGAAGUCAUUAGGCGACUAUUCUCUUGGAAUCUGGAGAGGGAGGAAGAGAGAGAGAGAGUGAGGAGAGGUAGAGAGAGAGAGAGAGAGAGAUAGAGAGGAAGAGAGAUUUGUGGGUAUUGUUGAUUUUUGGUUAGAUGAAAGGGAUGCCCUUACCCUCUGAGUUUCAGGGGAAGGGGGUGUUAGAUAUUGCAGGAAUUUCUUCAGAUUUGUUCCCAGUGAAGUGGAACAAGGAAGUUUGCUUUGUGGGCGCUGAGCCUACUUCUGUCCUGGAGACUACAAGAAGCCCCAGCCCUCCUACAUCUUCCUCAACUUCUUUAGGCGGAGGUGGAGGCGGAGGUGGAGGCGGGAGUUGCGUCGGCGGCGGCGUCGGCGGCGGCGGUGGAGGCUCAUCUGGUAUGACCAGCGUGGCGGCGGUUUCCAGAACUCAAUCUCAGAAAUGGCCUCAGACGCAACAGCAACAAGACACCAGCAGCGGCUCAAAUGUAGUUGUUGAGUCAGGCGGCGGUGUUUCCCGGAGAGAAGAAUGGGUUUCGGAGCUGCAGCCAAUUUCCACUGCUGUGGACAUCACCGGCGGAGGCGUCACCGGCGCGCCGGACAAAUGUGGGCUGGGAAUGGAUGAUUGGGUGAGCAUAUUAUCGGAGCCCGCGACGUCGCCGAGUCAAGAGCAGUCCAUUUUCCGGUGGAUCAUGGGCGAUGCCGACGACUCCUCCAUGGGGCUGAACAGGCUGUUGCAAACUGGUGGUUCUACGGACUUCGAGUUCAAUGGAGGCCUGGGGUUGGUAGAUCAAGGCUUCGGGCUCGAACCCGCUGCGAGCAUCGCUUCCGCCGGCGGGAAUUUGAUGAACAAUCCUUCUCUUCCUCUUUCUCUUCCGGGGUUCACAAACGGCACCAACAACAUUCACUCCAACCCCAACAAUGGAAGAAUGGGUUCGGUUCCAAACCCGUCUCUGCUCACAAAUUCCAAGAUCCCCAAUACUCCGAACCCCAUUUUUUCGCCUCUACUGAGCAAUAUGUUGCCCAUUUCGCUGUCGCCGGGAACUUAUCAUCCGCAACAACAGCAACCGGUGGAACCCACGGACGAGAAGCCGCAGAUUUUCAACCCGCAAGUGCUUAUCAACCAGCAUCAGAUUCAGAGUUCCCCAAACCCAGCUUUCUUCUUGCCACUGUCGGCGCCCCAACAAGAGCAGCAGCUUCUCUGGUCUCCGCCGCAGCCGAAGCGGCAGAACUCCGUCGGGAAUGGACCAAACAGUAUGAUCCCGAAGCAGCCGUUCUUGGAUUCCGGGCAAGAGCUACUUGUUCGCCGGCAACAACAACAACAACAUCAACAUCAGCAUCCGCAGCAGCAGCAGCAGCUGCAGGGGUUUCCUCAUCAGCUUCAACUCCUUCCUCACAAUCUUCAACAGCGACCAGCAAUGGCGGCGAAUCCGAAGAUGGCCAGUGAGGAAGAGGCGCACAACCAGCAUCUAAGAAACCAGCUGUAUGAGGCUGCAGAGAUGCUCGAGACAGGGAAUUUUCUACUCGCGCAAGGGAUAUUGGCGCGGCUCAAUCAGCAGCUCUCUCCAGUUGGUAAGGCUUUCGAGAGGGCUGCUCUCUACUUCAAGGAGGCAUUGGAAUUACUGCUACGCAUCAACAACAAUUCCUACUCUCCACACCCAUCUCCAUUUAAUCUCAUUUUUAAGAUCGGAGCUUACAAAUCCUUCUCUGAAAUCUCACCGGUCAUUCAAUUUGCAAAUUUCACCUGCAUCCAAGCCCUUCUUGAAGCCCUUGAAGGCUUUGAUCGAAUUCACAUAAUAGAUUUCGAUAUUGGAUACGGAGGCCAAUGGGCUUCUCUUAUGCAGGAGCUCGCGUUGAGAAAUGGCAGCUCUCCUUCUCUUAAAAUCACAGCUUUUGUAUCCGCGGCCACUCAUGACGAGCUCGAGCUCAGCCUCGCUCGGGAAAACCUCAAUCAUUUUGCCAGUCAAAUUAAUAUGGCUUUCGAGCUUGAAAUCUUAAGCCUGGAUUCCCUGAACUCUGCUUCCUGGUCACUUCCAUUCCUCGUCUCGGAGAAUGAGGCAAUUGCAGUGAACCUCCCGGCCGGUUCCUCGAAUUACUCCCUGUCCCUUCCCCUGGUCCUCCGCUUUGUGAAGCAGCUCUCCCCCAAAAUUGUUGUCUCUCUUGAUAGGGGUUGUGACCGAUCUGAUCUUCCAUUUCCCCAUCACAUCAUCCAUGCCCUUCACGCUCACUGGACACUGCUUGAAUCCCUCGACGCCGUUAACGCAAAUUCGGACACCCUUCACAAGAUUGAAAGGUACUUGGUCCAUCCAGAAAUUGAGAAAACUGUGCUGGGUCGCCAUCGAUCCCGGGAAAAGAUGCCACAUUGGAGGACGCUGUUCUUGUCCUGCGGUUUCUCUCCGUUGACAUUCAGCAAUUUCAAUGAGUCGCAGGCUGAGUAUGUGGUGAAGCGCAGUCCUUUUCGAGGAUUCCAUGUUGAGAAGAGGCAUUCCUCGCUCGUUCUUUACUGGCAGCGGAAGGAGCUCAUCUCCGCCUCGGCCUGGAGAUGCUGACAAUUCAAUGUCCACAGCCAAGGUGCCUCAUAACUUGAAAAAUGCUUUAGUCUAAUCUUUUUUGAACUUUCAUGAAUGUGAUUUGCCAUUGCUAAUGGUCUAUGUUAUUUAGGCAGCUUGUUUCCAAGUAAGAAUCAAACUACUAUUUAGUAACUUGAUGCUUUAGUCCAA